Pocillopora verrucosa is the source of this 2475-nucleotide messenger RNA. Its product is annotated as contactin-3. The record is from RefSeq and is a predicted model, not a curated record. Lineage: Eukaryota; Metazoa; Cnidaria; Anthozoa; Scleractinia; Pocilloporidae.
GCCACGAGAAAUUCUACUAUUUCCUUACCAACCCUCGCGUUCAGUAAAGCUUGGAGACCGUGUGACAUUGAACUGCACUAAUAGGUCAAGCAGAGGUGCAACCUACGAAUGGUAUCAGAAUGAGUUAAACAUUGCGCUUAUGAACGACCCAAGGAUGAUAAGAGAAAAUAAUACGUUGAAAAUACUGAAGACAAAAUUAUAUCAUACUGGAGUCUAUCAAUGUAUUGAAACAAGAAAGGGACGAGAAAUUCAAAAGCAAAAUCGAUACGUCCUACUAAACGUUGAAGGCAAGUGCAAUAAAGCCUCAAUAACCAUCAAACCCUACCGGGGAAAAAAGUAUCCCGUAGGAAUAAACCUCACGUUGGAUUGUGAGUGUAAAAGUUCUGCCACAAAGAGGAUAAGAUGGUUGAGGAACGGUGUUAAAGUCAACCCAAAAAAGAAAAUGAUAACUUUGGACGGCAAAAGAUUGAUCCUCAACAAUGCAACGUAUGCUGAUAGUGGCAAUUACACUUGUAAGGUGACAGUGGACGGGUCCCAUGCGUCCUGGUCAAGAACACUCGAGUUCUGGGUGGGAACUGCACCAAAGAUCAUUUUUCAUAAAGGUGGAUAUAUGCAGCUUGCACCUAAAGGACAGAAGUUAAAGUUUCCUUGCCGAGCAACAGGAAUCCCCCGUCCAAAAAUAACAUGGUACUACAUGGGCGACAAAUAUGGUCCACGAGUUUUGAGAGCGAAAAAUGACAGCGAUUUCAGGGUCUAUGGCGACGGGUCCUUGGAAAUGAUGAAUUACACUGCAGAAAUGGCGUUUGAAUUCGUGUGUAUGGCUAGAAAUGUUAUGGGGCACGCCCAUAUAAACGUCGAUCUCUCAACCCCCGUGAAAAUUUCAGUGGCUGAAGAUAUCAAGGCCGUUGAUGGAGGCAAUCUCGUUGCGCCUUGCAAGGCCCUAGGUACACCCAAAACAGAAUCAUUCUGGACGGAUAAAAAAAGAGUUUACUUAGGGAAUGAUGGUCGAGUAAGUUCAAAGAAAAAUGGUAACCUGGAAGUAGAUGGUGUACGAUUGGGUGAUCAAGGACGAUACUAUUGUACCUCGGCCCGUGAUGAUCCUUCUCAAGAUAAAGAAACCGGAGUAUGGCUGACCGUUUAUGAAACUGACACAAUCAGAAUAAAGGCCACUCAUAAGAAUGUUACCCAAGCGUUUGUGGGAAUGACGAUAACACUGCUGUGUGAGUUCGAGAGUGAGCCAAAGGUGAACAUCACCUGGAGCAGGAGAGACAUGAAGAAGCUGCCUAAAAGAAUGGAGUCCUAUGGCUCUUCACUGAAUAUACAUAAAGUGAGGCUUUCGGACGCUGGCCGGUAUUACUGCAAUGGAUCAAAUGGUUUCAAAUCGCUUAGAACUUUCAUUGAUUUGCUCGUGUAUAGUUCUAAGCUGUAUAGGCCAAGCAACGUAACAGUUUCUGAGGGUGACUCAGCUUGGUUGCAUUGCGCAGUCCGAGCAGAUCCUCCGCGCAUCACGAUCGCGUGGUUUAAAAAAGGACAAGGGAGCAAAAUGCUUGACAAGAAAAGGUUCCAUAUUGUUGCAAACGGCUCGCUGCACAUAACCAACGUUCAGCUUGGUGAUCAGGGGAAGUAUUUCUGUAUGACGAGCGCCAACAAAAAACAGAAAUACGGUACACGAUAUCUUUUUGUGAGAGAAAUCCCCAAACGUUAUACAGCCGGGCACAAGGAUUUUGGUGGUCGUUUUCUUGUGAUGAUCUUCGCGCUGGCAAUAAUAUAUACAUUAUAACUAUGACAUGCGCAUCAUCAAACACUUUCAUUUUGUUUUUUCGUUUGUUUGUUUUUUGCAUUGUAAGUGUUGCAUCUUUUAUAACGAUCUCAUUCUAGCAAGGAGCCGAAAGCGCGCAGGUUGUGGCUUCACUUGUAUUUUGGAAGAGCUAAAAUUGUUGUAUGUAAAUACAUCAGUAUGCAUUUUCGCCAGACUUUUCUCUAUGCGUUUCCUAAGAUGCUGACAAGAAGAAUCUGUUUAAUAAUCAAGAGUUGCUUUUGUAGGUGAUCAUGUCCUUUACCCUCAUGACCUUAAUGUGUGUUUCAGGGAUGAUAUUGUAAGGAGAAAUUAGAUGCUGGUCAGUCUAAGGGGUGGAAGGGUUAGAUGCAUUGUUUUGUACUGAAAACCCACCGACCAGAAUUUGCAUUAAAUUUUGCGGAAAUUGACUUUAAGUAAAAAGCGAGAAAAAGAAAAUAGUGUGAAGGGAGGAGAAAAUAAUUCUGUAAUUUUCUCUUGAUGAACAAUAAUGUCGUUGAACCAGUGGAUGUUUAAAAACUUUAUUAGGUAAACACGCACAUUAGAUUUUGAAAAAUUCAGUUUAUUCGGCAAGCACAAUAAUACAACAGGCAAGAAAUAAAGCCUUGAUCAGUGGAGCAGUGGGUCGAUCAGUGAAUCUGUGUUGAUCAUUACUGUAGCUCGAUCAAUAAAGCAACAAA